Anopheles arabiensis is the source of this 606-nucleotide messenger RNA. RefSeq names its product angiopoietin-2-like. The transcript is spliced from 3 exons. The record is from RefSeq and is a predicted model, not a curated record. Lineage: Eukaryota; Metazoa; Arthropoda; Insecta; Diptera; Culicidae. Bases 1 to 606 code for a protein of 201 amino acids.
AUGGCCAAAGGAAUGCGAGCUGCACUCCAGAAACAUCAUCAAAAAACGACGAUGUCUACUAAGGUAUCGCUCCUGAAGAAACUCUGCAAGGCGGAGUUCGACGAAAGCGGUGACAUGGAGGCGCAUUUGUUUCGAAUGGAUGAACUUUUCUCAAGUCUGAUGAACGCGGAUUUUGGAUUCGAGCUUGAAAGUGGCCAUGGUUCUGAAAAGUAUGCCAGAAUCCUACGAUCAUCGGACGACGACCUGACCAUGGAAUUUGUGAAAAAUAAAUUGUUAGAUGAAGCGCAGAAGAGGAUGGAGAAAACCCAUCGAACUAGUGCCGAAACAACCGAGGAAAUGGGAGAUACGGUUCUGGAAGAGGUCACCAAGAAGGUCAAGGCGAGCAACAUCGGAGCUUCUCAGAGUUUUAGUACGUAUGACCUUGAUUUGGACAACAGCGAAAGCAACUGUGCCGUCUCUAACCGCGGUGCCUGGUGGUACACAAAUUGCGGAAACAGCAACUUGAACGGUCUCUACCUGAGGGGUCUAACUGGUGGUAUGUUCUGGGAGACUUUCCAAGGAGUUAACUACAGUCUUAAGAAGAGACGUAUGAUGUUGAGGCGUUAG